AUGCAAAUGCUCGAGCAAAAAGACCGCGAUCUUGAAUAUGUUGCCAAAAUUGGACAGUCGCUGCUUGAGCAGAACAAAGAUCUACAGACAAAGAAUGAGUUUCUCGAAGAAAGUGUCAGCAAAAAUUUGGAAACAAUAAUCCAGUUGAAGCAUGAGCUUAACCAACGCAUCGAAUUGCUCCGGGUAUACUCGAAUCUCGAUGAUGAUGGCCUGCCGAGAUCGAAUAGCGACGAAACUAUACGUGAGAGGCUGAAGUUUACAAAAUCGGAAAAUGAAAGAUUGAAGCGAGAAUAUGAGAAAUUGAAACAGGAUGCGCAAUCGCUAGUUUCGGAAAGAAAUCGAAGUCUCUGUCUUGAAAAGCAACUCGAUGAGGCUAAUGAGAAGAUCACGAGCCUUCAAAAACUAAUCGAGAAGAAAACGCAAGAGCUUAGUCAUCAGCAAACAACAACGUGUGAACUUGUCAGAGAAUUGGCCGAUAAGGAAAAGAAAGAGAAAAUACUCAACUCGGAGAAGAAUGAGAUGAGCGAAGUGCUCAUCGAAAUGAUACAGAAGCACGAUACUAUGAUGAAUGAAGUGAAGAUCAUGCAGGAGCAGUAUGCGGAACUGAUGAUAAAUUUCUCGGAAACUGAGGCAGAGCUGACGAGGCUUCGCCAAAAUGCUCUGAGAAUUUCUUUCGAUUCGCUCUAUGACUCAUUGGCAUCGGAGAUGGAAAAUUCCGAGUCUGGAAUCAACAUGUCCAUCAAAGCGACUCCAACUGCUGAAAUUAUUUCUGAAAAUUUGCCGCCAAUUACACGCAUUGAAAAACAAACCGCCACGGAGAAUCCACACGAAGAGACUCCAACGGUUUCAUCACGUCCGGUUAUAGAAUGCGAUGCAAGCACAUCAUGCACAGAUUUAUUCGCUCAAGUAAACGAGUGCUCACCAUCGCCAAGCUUCCACAAUUUGGAAACGUCGACGCCAAAAAUUUCUAGAAAAUUGACGCCGAAGACUUCACUUCAUGCUCGUUUGCAAAAAUUUUAUAUAGAUUCGAAACCGCCAUGCAGUUCGUCGACAUCGGCAUCGCUCGAAGAUUAUAGCGCGCCAAAGCUCGGCCAGCCGGGAAUUCCGGGAUCGCGUGACCUGACGGUGUCGCUGAAAAUGAUCAAAGCACGUGAAGAGGUGCAAAAAGAGUUCGCAGCGUUUUGUCAGCGACGCGGCGUCGAGGAAACUGAGUUCUUCGGAAAUUCCAAUACCUCUCGCCGCGAAUCAAGUGACGCGCUGUGGACGGACCAUUCGUACGCCUCGCGAAUGCUGCACCUUCUUCGACCCAAUCGUGUCGAAGAGCCACUCUCAGUCACUACCAAGCGAGGAGUUUUGACACGUGCUGAGUUACUUGGAUCGCCGUCAACGUCGCCUCAACAUCAUGUAAAUGCCAAUUUACUUUCACUAUCAAUCAACUCGGUUCCAAACAUUCAAUUCGGUGCAACCAACGGUGUCCUUCAGCGUAGAUCUUAA
Messenger RNA from Caenorhabditis bovis, 1494 nucleotides. The record is from the annotation of a GenBank genome assembly. NCBI's taxonomy places the organism in Eukaryota, Metazoa, Nematoda, Chromadorea, Rhabditida, Rhabditidae.